Molecule: messenger RNA, 1762 nt
Organism: Saccostrea cuccullata (small rock oyster)
Lineage: Eukaryota; Metazoa; Mollusca; Bivalvia; Ostreida; Ostreidae
Product: N-acetylglucosamine-1-phosphodiester alpha-N-acetylglucosaminidase-like
Exons: 4
Coding region: 34-501 (155 amino acids)
Source: RefSeq, a predicted model, not a curated record
UGUGAAAACAACAAGAUUUUCUUUUUGUUCUUUAUGUAUACUAGAGAACCAUUAACAUGCUGCAGUAAUUUCAGGAGGAAGGGACAAGAGUGUGAAGUAUGUUUCUUUGGAACGUUUGGUAAAAACUGUGAAAACACAUGUCCUGAUGGGUUUUAUGGAAGACUUUGCCUCGAAAAGUGCAAGUGCUUAUCAUGCGAUAAAGUCACAGGAGCUUGCCAGACAACUUACUCAGCUAAAAACAUACAUUCCUUUACUAGAGAACAAACAAUAAAAACUAUAAAACCUUGGUGGCUAAUUCUGGUAGCGGUCGGACUGAUUGUUGUCGGAAUGUCUCUUGGAGCCUUCAUCUUGAAGAAAUGUUCUAGAGUGAACCAUCCAUCUAUGUAUUUCCACACUUUAAACAUUCAAGGACGAAAUGCUCUUGAACAGAAUACAUACGAUGUUCUGCAGACAACAACACAAAAGGAGCAGGAUCACAACAAAGACCUUCCAAAUGUUUGAUUCGGCUCAAGAUUAUUCAUCCCUUUGUCAAGAAAUUGGUAUUGUAACAGAAUUACCUUCUCUGAGAACUAAUGAACGUGUAUCAAUGGACAAAAAUAAAACACUUUAUGUAUUCAUGUAUCUAGAAGUUGCAGCAGUAAAACGUUUUCUUGAGAAAUUGUUGAAUUGCACUUGAAAUCUUUAAAGUGUUUGUUAUCUUUAAUGACGUUGCUUUCACGAAGGCUCGUUGUUUCUUUCAUGACGAUUAGUUACAUCUUUUCUCUCCAGUAUUAACCUGCUUUUAAUUGAAAUAUAACAACUUGAUUAUUCAAAGAUUUAGAAAUGCAUAGUCCCGUUCAAGUAGGAAUCUUUUUCCCUUCAUUUACGCGUCCAAUUUAGGGCCGGUACACAUAGUAAGGCUUGCCUUAUAGGUCCGAAACCUUGUAAACGUUUUGCACGAAGGAAAGGCUCUCCUGUCCACACGCAAGACUUACAAGAUUUUAAACGCAAUUUAGAUAAAUUCCAUUUUUUUUAGCCAUAAGCAUUGCACAUUAUUGAACAGAAUAAUAGAUUACCAGCUAUAGGACUUUGAAAUAAUUUUACCGAUCAUUGCAUUCACAUUUCUUAAUAAAGAAGAAGAGGUUCACAGAAGCAUUUGCGGAUAUUUUCAUUAUCUUAUUCGAAUAUACUUUGUGUUCCUUUCAAUAUACCAAGGUGUAUGGUUUUAUAAAAAUAGAUUGAACUUUGGGUGAAUGGUUUUCAUUGGUUAAGAAAUAAAAUUAAUGUCAGCUAAGUCUUUUAUUAAGAAAGAGAGCAGUGUUCUAUUCCUAAGUAAGACUUCUAAGGCUCGAAAAAACGUGCAUUAAGGGUGAACACACGGUAAGGCUACAACGUAAGUUCCAUGACUUAUAAGGUAAGCUUUACCAUGUGUACCGGCCCUUAGAGUUAAUUUCCAGUCCUUUAUUCUUAUUUUUGGUAAACUGAUUAGGUUUGGCGUAGUAGACUUUUCUUGCUGUGGUGGGUCAUUUCUCUUCGGACUUAGCAUAGUGUAGGACGGGUUCUGGAUCUGUUAGGUAGGCACCAUUUUCUUUUAUUGAGGCUCAUUACAGAAGAACUCGGUUAUAACAAAAUCACUGGGACCUGUGAAAUUACUUCCCUAUAUCCGUAAUUCCUUUAACCGUAUAAUGAUUUCGUACGUAAAAUUUAUAUAGUAAGGGGUCCAAGAAAAAUUCGCUAUCUCCGUAAAUUCGCAAAAUCCGUUUUCGAACUAAACGAGUUUGAC